Molecule: messenger RNA, 1245 nt
Organism: Betta splendens (Siamese fighting fish)
Lineage: Eukaryota; Metazoa; Chordata; Actinopteri; Anabantiformes; Osphronemidae
Gene: ppp1r3c2a
Product: protein phosphatase 1 regulatory subunit 3C2, duplicate a
Exons: 3
Coding region: 129-1142 (337 amino acids)
Biological process (GO): regulation of glycogen biosynthetic process
Cellular component (GO): protein phosphatase type 1 complex
Molecular function (GO): protein phosphatase 1 binding; glycogen binding
Source: RefSeq, a predicted model, not a curated record
AACUGAAGACAACAGAGACAAAGCAGGAACCAUCACGUUGUCCUCUCCUCAUUAAUGAGACGCAUUCUGCUUCACUAUAACUACAUAUUGUGAUUUGCCACAGUUCGUUGACCUGCGACAUCUGCAGCAUGGCAGUGAACUGCACGCGGGCGCCGCAUGCCUUUGGAGGUGCCCCCCAGCCCGCCGUGAUGCCAGUGGACCUGGCCAUGUGCCUGAGCCUCAGCCAGCGCCAGCCUCUCUACCAGCUGCUGCUCGCGCCCCCCCUGGAACCCGCCCCCCGCUGUGCUCCGCUGAGGCCCGGUCCCUUCGCCCCGCGUCACUCCUCCUCCUCGUCUCUGGCCUCGCCGCUGCCCUCGUCCCCUCUGGCCUUCGAGCCUCGCAGGGACAGCGGCGGCGUGAAGAAGCAUGUGGUCUUUGCCGAUGCCAAAGGACUCCCUCUCGCGGUCGUGCACUAUUUCACUCCCGAGCACGCGCUGACCUCCUCCACGCUGGAGAGGACGUCCUCCGCUGCCAAACCACAGGACCUGAAGUCCAACCCAAACAAACCGCAGCGCCACAAGUUCCGACUGGCGUUCCCUCAGCCGUCCCUGGACCUGAAGGCCUUCCUGGGCCGCCUGAGGGACACGCACGUCCAGCUGGAGAGCUGCAGCGUCUCUGAGCACUCCCUCAGCGGCAGAGUGUGCGUGUCCCAUGUCAGUAAUGAGAAGGCCGUGCUCGUGAGAGUGACCUUUGACUCCUGGCGGAGCCACCGUGACAUUCCCUGCAUGUUUCUGCAAAAGCUGCACUUGGCAGGUUCUGACUUGGAUGUUUAUUCAUUUGACCUGAACUUACCGCAGAACCUCGAGCCGAAGGAGCGCUUCGAGUUCUGUGUGUCCCUGAGGCCGGGGGUCGGUGCAACGCCCCACUGGGACGACAACAGAGGACUCAACUACCGCGUGCGCGUGGAGAGAAAGGGAUCGCACAUCAACCGCGGGGACGCUAGCCGCUAUUACAGCACACUAUCGAAGCCCCGAUCCUGGUCCUCACAACUUCAGAACAAUGCAGAUCUGCAGUGUUUUCAGAGGACCUUGUCAAACAGAGGGAAAACUGAUUGGAGCAACUACCAGAGGAAUUAUCCUCUGAAUUCACAGCAGCAGAUUUAAGAAGAUGUCAAUAUUGUGAAUACUUUGAUGAACAAAUAUUUAAGAGUUUAAUGUGAUGUAUGAACCUUCCCUGCUGAAAUGUGAAUAAAUGAGUUUGCACCAA